Messenger RNA from Pungitius pungitius (ninespine stickleback), 3115 nucleotides. It is a transcript of the gene mycbpap, whose product is annotated as mycbp associated protein. NCBI's taxonomy places the organism in Eukaryota, Metazoa, Chordata, Actinopteri, Perciformes, Gasterosteidae. The transcript has 20 exons. The coding region runs from base 669 to 3014 and encodes 781 amino acids. The record is from RefSeq and is a predicted model, not a curated record.
GGGUGUCGAUGCGCUCCUGAGUGUGUUGGCAAAACAUGAUGUGGGCUUUACAAGAGACCGCAUAUGGAAGGCUUUCAAUUCUUUAACCGUGGCUUGUUUUUGAAACCCCUUUUAUAACUUCUGGGAUGCGUUUAUAAUGUGCCUUAUUGGGUUAAAACUGUUGUUAUAGUGGGCUGCUGUCAGUCAAAAGUACAAAGUAAAAGUUGUUUUUUUGCUUUACUCGCACACCCAAAGAAGAAAAAGGGAAUUCCAAAUAUGUCUGCUCAAUUUCGUUCGGAAGGAUAAUCAAUAAUCAAUAUCAAUCAAUAAUAAUCAAUUACUUAAAUAUAUUUCUAACCACAAAUUUCCUUGCUCCUGUUCUGUCUUCUAUUUUGUUCAGGGCUUUUAAUUUAUUGUGUUUUCUGUAAUGUGUAAAUUGUUUUGUUUUGGACUAAUGGAAGAAAGACAGAGCGGCUCUUUCCGUUGCCAUGGCGACCACUAGAGACCACACCGGCUCAGGGAGCGCAGCGCUAGCUUGGUUAGCAUCGCUAGCUAACUAACGCCACACGAGAGGACAGGGACCGUUGUCUUCACCGCAGUCGGACCCAGUGAGCCUCGGCGACACAGCGAAGACGGUCAGACGUUACGCAGGAGCUGUAGCUGCAUGUGUGGCAGGAGACGAGAAGAAGAUGCUAAAAACAUCAGUGGAGGAUAUCAAAGCUGCUGGUAUUCACCCACAGGACCUCAAUAAAAUUCAUAUACCAAAGCCACCCAAUGGUCGUCAAAAAGCAGCGCUCAUGACAGCUGAUGAGGAAGGCGAUGUGGUGCCGGUGGCCCAUCCAGUAAUUCCCGACCCUAACUCUCAACUUCUGGACUACACAGGCACUGGAGGCCUUCGCUUUGAUGACCACGGCAUGGUUCUUGCACACAGCAUUCUGGGUAGUUUGGAGGAUUUCAGAAGUUAUCUAGAGUCCAAAGGGAAGACGGAGAUGUUAAAGUGCAUCCCAAAGUCCAGCACACAUGAUCAAUCCGAGGCCCCGGGGAGUCCUCCUUCUGAGGCUGUGGAGAAUAGGCACAGGAUCCCUUCAGGGCCCAGAAACGUUCCGUGUAAUGCCCCCCAGCAUCGGCAUACACGUAUGACGCAGCAAAGACGUCAGCAGCACUUCUUAUCUGACUUGCUCGACAGGCCAGUUGAAAACUUACUGAUGAACCAAGCAAACCGCUUCAGAGAAACCCAGGAGAAGAGGGAGGUUCUAGACCAAGUCAUGCCAAACAUCCACUCUGGAUAUGGUUACCGUGUGGGCAGCGAAUUUUGGAGUCUGCCCCAGCGUUAUGGAGAUGCUACGAGUGGCAUCUCAGCCACUCUGACUCAGGCGGAGACGGGGGGGCGGGAGCCCGUCCCACAGGUUGGACAGCAGAGAAGCAUACGCCAGGAAUCAGGAAUUAGUGCUGAAACUCUGUGUCCAGCCUCUCGGACUUGGGACCGGAGUGGAUGCCUGAAGCAGCAGUGUCAGGAGCUCAGAGAGGUUCUAGGGGACAUGGACAUCAAAAUGCCGGAAAUCAGCGGGCUGGAGAUCAUUGGCUCCAGUAAGCCAUUCACCUCAAAGAGCGGUUCCCCACUUGAGGAGGAAGAGGAGGAGCCAGACCAUGGAAAAACAAGGAAGGAGAACCUUGAUCCCCUGACACAAUGUGAGGGUGUUCAGUCAGAUGCUCUGCUCAUUCCUGCCCUGAGGUUCUGUGGUCAGCUUGCUAGAUGGACUGGAAACUCUACGACUGAAAAGGGAAAAGUAGGACUCCGAGCCACAUUAAUCUUUGAGGCCCCGACUGGAGAAAUUGCCUUUUCCCACCUGGAGCUGCACAAUGAAGGCAGCACAGCCAUCUUCUACAGCUGGGAGCAGCUUCCUGUGGCGCCCAGCUUUGCUAAGCUGCGAUCCCAAACAAAAAGCCUGCACUUCUACUUCAACUCCUCGCCUGGUGUGAUCCGUCCCCGUGACACCCAGCGGGUUGACUUCAUAUUCAAGUCGGAGGGCCCAGGCAUUAAAACUGAACUGUGGCAGCUGCACACCCACCCUGUGCUGCUGCAAGGAGCCCCCAUGCAGGUCAGGCUGAGAGGAGUGGCUCAGUACCAGGACAGAACUGCAGACCAGAGGCUUUUCAUAGAGACAAAGCUGGAAGAGACAGUGAAGGUUAAAAUGUGUCAGUCGAUUGUGGAUGAGGUGCUUUGGAGGGUCCGCACCCCAGAGAGACCAAGCUCUCCGGCAGAACUCUGUGUCAAUGAAGAGCAGGAGUUUUUAAGCAAAAACCCCAAGUUGCAGUACCUUCGUCAACCAGUGGAAGACCUAAAGAGACUGUGGCAAGAUUGGCAGCCGGAGCGUCCCUGGGACUUCUCCGUUCACACACUCCGACAGGUUGUUCUGUCUCCGCAUGAGCAAGAGUCAGCGCAGGAGGAGAGCCUGGCCCAGCUCAACUCCCUGCUUCUGCAGCUUUGUGAACUUUCUCCACUGAAUCACCCCCAGAUAACAGCAGCAGCCAUAGGGCAGCAGCUGUGGACCAAACUGCUGGACACGAUGGGGGCUGAGGCCACGAGGCUCAGAAACCUGCUGGGCCUUCCAGUGAAAGACCGAUGGAUGGAACCCUUCAUCUCUGAUGCUGAGGUGGCUGAAAACAAAGAUGAGAAGAGUGAGAAAAAGGGAGAGGCAGCUGCUAAAGUGGAGAUUAGUGGGACAAUGCCCAGAAUCAAAAGGGAGUCCCAGUCAACAUUUACCGAGAAAUCAGUGGAGGACAGCAAAAAGAAGGGGGACAGAAAGGAGGAAGUGGGGAGAGGUUCUCGGGAGAAGCAAGGAAAGGGAGCAGCCUCGCUGACUGACAUCCUGCCAGACAGUCAACAUCCUCCAGAUGUGGUGUUGAAGUUGAUGGACAUUUACACAAGGCACUUGCACAGAAAGGUUUAUGCGCUGAUGGGAGACUUGGUGGAGAACCUGUGCGACCUGAUGGAUGAUCUCACUGAGGGAGACGGACAGGACACGCACGAUUAAAACGUGACAGGCUGACACGGGAGACCACUGAUUGCUUUCAACCACACAUCUUUGUACCCUCUGUUUCUCUUUAUAAAUCAAUAAACUGAGUAUUCCUCUGG